GGUCGUGUAUCAACCCAUUUUUUUUUUGGCUUGUUUGGAUCUGCUGUUUUGAUCUUCUUUGGCUUAUCGUGAUGCCGGAACCGACAAAAGCGGCCCCGAAAAAGGGCUCGAAGAAAGCCGUGACCAAAACCACCGGUAAAGGCGGCAAAAAGCGCAGAAAGACGCGCAAGGAGAGCUACGCCAUCUACGUGUACAAAGUGCUGAAGCAGGUCCACCCGGACACGGGCAUCUCCUCCAAGGCUAUGGGCAUCAUGAACUCGUUCGUGAACGACAUUUUCGAGCGAAUCGCUGGCGAGUCGUCGCGUCUCGCGCAUUACAACAAACGCUCGACUAUUACGUCACGUGAGAUCCAGACCGCCGUGCGCUUGCUGCUUCCGGGAGAGCUCGCCAAGCACGCCGUGUCUGAGGGCACCAAGGCUGUGACCAAGUACACCAGCUCCAAGUGAAAGCUCUUCAUUCCACACAAACACAAAGGCUCUUUUAAGAGCCGCCCAAUGGUCCACAUAAAGGAGCGGCUUUCUCCGUGUCGGCUGUUGAUUUCUUGCCAAAAUAGCAAACGCGAGAUUUUAGCAUUUAGGAAGUGUUUUGUGUGAAAUGUACAAUAAUAACAAUACGACUGUUUAAAUAAACAACAACAAAUCGAA
This is a messenger RNA of Silurus meridionalis, 644 nucleotides long. Its product is annotated as histone H2B 1/2. The transcript has a single exon. Gene Ontology annotation, molecular function: protein heterodimerization activity; DNA binding; structural constituent of chromatin. The record is from RefSeq and is a predicted model, not a curated record. NCBI's taxonomy places the organism in Eukaryota, Metazoa, Chordata, Actinopteri, Siluriformes, Siluridae. Bases 72 to 446 code for a protein of 124 amino acids. Gene Ontology annotation, cellular component: nucleosome.